Engraulis encrasicolus (European anchovy) is the source of this 930-nucleotide messenger RNA. RefSeq lists its product as uncharacterized. NCBI's taxonomy places the organism in Eukaryota, Metazoa, Chordata, Actinopteri, Clupeiformes, Engraulidae. The coding region runs from base 91 to 720 and encodes 209 amino acids. The record is from RefSeq and is a predicted model, not a curated record. Gene Ontology annotation, molecular function: protein dimerization activity. The transcript is spliced from 2 exons.
GAUAGCAUUGCAGCUCUUCGGAACGACGACACAGCUGUUUCACAGAUUCUCCAAACAACUGAAGAGCAAGCUCGCAAACUGGUGUUAACCAUGCCAGAAAACAGAGUAAGCAGAACCCCAGCACGUUUCAGGCACACAGCAGAGCCAGAAAUACCAGCACACAGUACGCCAUCGGUUUGUUGGAAACGUGAGUUUUACGAGGCUGUCGAUUUGGUGUCGGGGGAGCUGAAGAGGCGCUUCAACGAAGACACUUUGAGACUUGCGGUGGAGAGAGAAAGGGCUGUUACUGUUGCGGCUCAGGGAGGAGGAGUUCAGUUGGAGGGCCUUCAGCUACCCAAAAGUGUGGACAGUGCGCGCCUGGACCUACAGAUGAAGAUGCUGAGCAGUGUGACAGCACUGCAUCCGUGCAACUCUGUCAGAGAUGUAGCUGAACGUCUGCGCAAUCUCCAUCCGCAGACACGAUCGUUGUUCACAGAGGUGGAGAAGCUCGUGCAAUUGUGCUUAUGUCUGCCCAUAUCAGUGGCCUCCUCUGAGCGCUCGUUCUCAACUCUGCGGAGGCUGAAGACCUGGUUACGAUCCACCAUGACGCAACAGAGACUGACGCAUCUGGCACUGAUGAAUGUGCAUAAAGACAUACUACACAACAUUGACAUCCAAGCCCUUAUGAGGGACUUCAUAUCUGUAACAGCAGAGCGUCAGUCCGUUUUUGGAGUGCUGUAGGUCUGCAUCCCCAUCUCACUCCAUCUCCUGAGACCCUCGAUGGCGGUGUGACCGACGAUUUCAGCACAGCAUUGAUGUUCAUACUUCAUAGCCUAAUUAUUUUAAUGUUGUUAAGCCAGCUGCCACCGAGCAGUAAUGUACACACAGAGAUCUAGUUCUUUUUUUGCAAAUUAAUUAGUUCUGUCAGUGAUUUUUUUUGCACAUUAAAAU